GUUGAAUCCUGCAGCAGCUAAGAGCUUCUGCAGGAUCUCCCUCUCAACUUGGACCAACCCACCUGCCUAUCCCAGCCCAGAUCAAUGAGAUCUGCUGCCCAGGCCCCUACGCAGAUAACCAUAUUUGUAACUGAUCUUUCUGAGGGCACCUCCUGAGCAGCUUGGAAACGGAGGGAGAGGAGAGGAAGCCAGCUUCUCAAAGUGGGGUGUGGCAGGUGGCCUUAACCCUGCUGAAGGGCUGCAGUCAUGGGGCUCUGAAUAGAUCCCCACACCACUCACCAAUGAGCUUCAUUUGGAAGGCGGUAACGUUAAACAAGAGGGUUUGUAAAAAAUGAAGGCCUACACAGAUAAUUUAUUCUGAUUAUUAAAUCUAGGUGGAGAGUACGUGGGUAUUCAUGUUACUCUCUCAACUUUCUUGUGCUUAAAAAUCUUAAAAUAAAAACUUUAAAACGCUCUGUCCUACCAAUAUUUAUAGGAACCUGACUAGCAGCCAGGCUUUGGACACGCAAUCCCCGGCCACCAAAGGGCUGACAGGCUAGUGAAAGGGGCAGAAAAAUAACAAAACUGUGUCUGGAAGGCAGCUACUCCCUUUUUUUGUUUGUUUGUUUUUUGAGACGCAGUCUCACUCUGUCGCCCAUGCUGGAGUGCAGUGGCGCGAUCUUAGCUCACUACAUGUGCCUCCGGGGUUCAGGCGAUUCUCCUGCCUCAGCCUCCUGAGUAGCUGGGACUACAGGCGCGCGCCACCACGCCCGACCAAUUUUUGUAUUUUUUAGUAGAGACAGGGUUUCACCAUAUUGGUCAGGCUGGUCUCGAACUCCUGACCUCGCGAUCCGCCCACCUCGGCCUCCCAAAGUGGUGGGAUUACAGGCGUGAGCCACCGCGCCCGGCCCUUUGUUUUCUUACCAACUAAGCAGCAGCACUGACACUGUUUCCUUUGAGGUUCCGUUUGCUGAAUCCUGCCCUCUAAGGUGCUCCGCCCUUCCCCUCCCCGCCCCGUGCUGCUGUCAUUCCCACGCCUCACCCUGUUUUGCAACUUCUUGUUUAUGAGCCUGGAAGCCACGAAGUGGUGGGAAAUACGAGAUUCAAAUAUCUGGUGGCCGUGUGACGUGAAUAAAUUACUCGAUUUUUCUCAGUUUCCAUUUCCUAUCAAAUGGGUUGUUCUGGGAAUUCGGGGAAGUAACAGUGCCGGGAACCGCGGGAGGAACCGCCAGCUGCGUCCUCCGACGUCCCCAGAGCCCAGGGCGGCGACUGGCACGACUGUCAGGGGCGCGUCUGUUAAGAGGACAGGGGGUCCCGCCCCGGCACAGCUGUCUCCUACAGGACCCCUCCCGCCGACGCCCCGCGGACCCCACGCCCGAGCGGAGGCCGGCGCCACUCCGGGGUCUCCGGACCGGCAGCCCCUCCCUGGCCUGGCGCCCCAAAGGGAAGCGGCCUGGGAGAGGAGACGUGUGGAAAGAGCGGCAGAGAACAAAGAGGAAGUAGCGGUAGAGAAUAAAAGGAACUGUCCGCAGUGUGCCCGGACGCGGGGAGGCGCUGGGGUCAAGCGAGACCCGACCUGCACGCAGUUCCCGCCGGGGUCCCGGCCUGCCUGCGGGAGGGAAAGGACCCAGGGGGGCUUCUGCCAAAAGUGCGUCUUCUGCCGAGGGGCCCACAUAAGGCGCGACAGACACUCCAGCCCGACCCCGACGCCCUGCCCUCAGGCAUGCACAUGCGCGGAACACUCCCAGAAACACAUCUCCCAGAGCGCCCCGGGAGCACGCGAGCCAAUUGGAGGGCGGAUUAGCGAGGGCCCACGUCUCCCAGAGGUCUCCGAGUCGCGGCUCUGUUGGUCUGAUUGGCAGCCGCAACAGCCUAUAGCUGCUUUUCGCCGGAGGGGCCACGCGCCGUUUGCCGGGACUGAGCCGCUGUUGUCGCUGGUAUCCCGGGAGCAGCGCCGGCAAGUGGAGUCGUCGUAUUCCGGGCGGCCCGCGGCCCACGGGGAUGGGACGUCCCGGGGCUGUGCUGACCCCAAAACCCUUCCACCCUUUAUUAGCCUGUCGCCCUUCUUUCAUGUUUACAGCAAAUAUUUUCCGAGUGCCUAAUGUGUCCCACUUACUGUGCCACGUGCGAGGGUGCACGUGUCAGGCAAGAUCGCUGUUCCAAGGAGGCUGAGAACAAGUAAAUGGUAAUUACCAGUUAUGACCAAAGCUGUGAAAGGAACAGAUACAUCAGCCUAACAGCAGCACUGCCGUUUUCUCCCUUAUAAUCAGCAGAGGCGGGCUACAGCAAGGAUUCUCAAACUCUGCCCCCUCAGAACCCUAGAGUACGGUUGCUGAAACUUCUGUUUUUUCCUUUUGAACAAAUCUAGUAACAUGCUGUGAGCCAGAGAGGUAAUGGUUUGGCUCAAAGAAGGCACAUGCAUCUGGUUUCUUUCUUUUUUUUUGAGACGGAGUCUCGCUCUGUCGUCCAGGCUGGAGUGCAGUGGCGCCAUCUCCGCUCACUGCAAGCUCCGCCUCGCGAGUUCACGCCAGUCUCCUGCCUCAGCCUCCCGAGUAGCUGGGACUACAGGCGCCCGCUACCACGCCCGGCUAAUUUUCACGCCCGGCUAAUUUUUUGUAUUUUUAGUAGAGACGGGGUUUCACCAUGUUAGCCAGGAUGGUCUCGCUCUCCUGACCUCGUGAUCCGCCCGCCUCGGCCUUCCAAAGUGCUGGGAUUACAGGCGUGAGCCACCGCGCCCGGCCCAGGUUUCUUAUUUCAGGAGCUUCAUAGGCAUAGACCUCCCUCCUACCCCCUCCCCCCUCUCCCAACUAAUGCCAGACCGGCCACUACUUUUUAACUGUUUUACAUAUUUAACCUUCAAGAAAGAUUUCCUUUGAUCCAAGUGUAUUGCAGCCCACAAAAAAGCUUGGAAACCCAGCUAGAUGGUCUGUUUUUCUAGUCCCUACAUUGGAUUUAAGUCCUACCCAUCGAGACUACUGUCUUCAGAGGGCAUCUUCAUGUAUGGGCACCAGGGCUGCGGCUGGAACCACAGUGGACACCCCACGCUCCAAGGACAAUCCUCUGCAGAAACCAGCAGCUGGAAAUAAUUCUUAAUGCUGCAGGAAGUAGUUAGGAGAAAACGACUGUGUAAGUCAGAGCUAAAACUGGAGUUCAAAAACCACAGAAAAUAUUUCCAAGGCUGUCUGUGAAGUGGGGAUGUCAAAAUACCAAAAAUUACAGCUUUGGAACUGCAGUGGAUGACCUUUAAUUGAUGCAGUUUAUAGGUGCUAAGUAUUGUGUGUGCUUUACGUUGCCUCAUGUGAGUGCUUGAUAGCAGGGUGUGACGCUGGCCAAGUGAUAUACCUACCCUCUUUGUCCCUGUUUCUAUCAACUGUAAAAUGGGGGUUCUAGAGUUGUUGUGAAGAUUAAAUGAGCUAAUACACAUAAAGCACCAAGAACAAUGCU
Pan troglodytes (chimpanzee) is the source of this 3423-nucleotide messenger RNA. RefSeq lists its product as uncharacterized. Lineage: Eukaryota; Metazoa; Chordata; Mammalia; Primates; Hominidae. The transcript has 2 exons. The coding region runs from base 1044 to 2081 and encodes 345 amino acids. The record is from RefSeq and is a predicted model, not a curated record.